GAGGAACUUAAGUGCAUGAAGAAUUUCAACAGGGAAGAUAGAAGCAAAUCUGGUGCUACUUGUGCCCUAAGAGAUUCCAAAUGCAUGACCAAAAAGGUUGGAACUGAUGAAAGUUGGUCCCUGGUUGAGAAGCGCUUUGAUGAGUUGUCGGUUGAUGGAAAAUUGCCCAAAACUCGCUUUAGCCAGUGCAUAGGAAUGCAUGAGUCCGAGGAGUUUGCCAGUGAGUUAUUUGAUGCAUUAGCUCGUCGUCGAGGCAUAACAUCAAUUUCCAUAACCAAGGACGAGUUGCGUGAAUUUUGGGAGCAAAUUACAUGUCAGAGCUUUGAUUCGAGACUUCAAACUUUUUUGGACAUGGUGCACAAGAAUGCCAAUGGACGAGUAACCAAAGAAGAAGUAAAAGAGAUUAUCUCCUUAAGCGCUUCAGUUAAUAAGCUGUCAAAAAUACAAGAACGUGCAGAGGAAUAUGCUACCGUUAUCAUGGAGGAGCUGGAUCCGGGCAACCUUGGAUACAUUGAGCUUUACAACUUGGAAAUGCUUCUUGUGAAAGCAAAGGCACAAUCAACCCAAUUAACCACGGUGCUGGACCAGAAGCUAGUCCCUACCAUAGAGCACAACCCCAUCAAAGGAGGCUUCCGAGCGUUGGCAUACUUAGUUGAGGACAAUUGGAAACGUCUUUGGGUCAUAGCCCUAUGGCUUUCCAUUUGCGCAGCACUUUUCACUUGGAAAUUCUUCCAGCUCAAGCACCAUUCCGCUGUGUUCCAUGUCAUGGGCUAUUGUGUCGCAACAGCUAAGGGCAGUGCUGAGACCCUCAAGUUCAACAUGGCCUUGAACUUGUUGCUUGUUUGUAGAAACACCAUCACUUGGCUCAGGAGCUGGACCAACCUAGGAGUAGUGAUCCCCAUUGACGACAACAUUAACUUUCACAAGGUGAUAGCUUUUGGAAUUGCUAUUGGAGUUGGGUUGCAUGCGAUUUCACAUACGGUAUGUGACUUCCCAAGGUUAUUACACUGCACGGACGCAGAAUAUGACCACCUGAAACCCUUUUUUGGGGAUAAAAAGCCCAACAGUUAUUGGCUGUUUGUGAAAGGGACCGAGGGUUGGACCGGGGUGCUCAUGGUGGUGCUUAUGGUUAUACCCUUCAUUUUGGCUCAACCUUGGUGUCGUCGGAAUACGCUAAAUCUCCCCAAAGCCCUCAAGAAGCUCACUGGUUUCAACGCAUUUUGGUACUCCCAUCACCUCUACGUCAUAGUCUAUGCCCUUUUAGUCAUUCAUGGAUACUACUUAUACCUCAUCAAGGAAUGGUACGAGAAAACGACAUGGAUGUAUCUCGCUGUUCCCAUGAUACUAUACACAUACGAAAGGCUACUUCGUGCUUUUAGGCCCAGUUACAAGUCUGUAACAAUUUUGAAGGUUGCGGAGUACCCAGGGAAUAUACUGGCAUUGCAUUUGUCUAAACCACAAGGAUUUAAGUACACUAGUGGCCAGUGUAUUUACGUUAACUGUUCUGAUGUCUCCCCAUUUGAAUGGCAUCCCUUUUCUUUUACAUCUGCUCCGGGAGAUGACUACUUAAGCAUUCACAUUCGGGCUUUGGGUGAUUGGACAUCACAGCUGAAGGCUGUUUUCUCCAAGGCAUGUCAACCAGCAAGUGAUGACAAAAAUAUUGGUCUUCUAAAAGCUGAUAUGUUCCAAUGUAACAAUAAACCAAGGAUGCCAAGGCUCUUGAUUGAUGGACCUUAUGGAGCUCCGGCACAAGACUACAAAAACUACGAAGUCCUCCUUCUCGUGGGGCUAGGAAUUGGCGCCACCCCUUUGAUUAGCAUACUAAGAGACAUGCUAAACAACAUUAAGCAACAACGAGACAUAGAAGAAGGUGUAACAGAUAGCAGAGUGAUGAAAAACAAGAAGACAAAAACUUUUGCUCCCAAGCGAGCCUAUUUUCAUUGGGUUACUCGUGAGCAAGGUUCUUUUGAGUGCUUCAAAGGGGUGAUGAAUGAGAUAGCAGAGAAUGACAAGGAAAGAGUGUUUGAGCUUCAUAACUAUUGCACAAGUAGUGCGCAUAAAGAAGGAGUUGCUCGUUCUGCUUUGAUCACAAUGCUUCAGUCACUUCACUAUGCCAAACAUCACGUGGAUAUAGUUUCAGGGACAAGUGUCAGAACAUACUUUGCUAGACCCAAUUGGCGUGAAAUAUUUAUACACACUUCCCUCAAACACCCCGAGAAAAGAGUUGGUGUUUUUUACUGUGGGACGCAAGGAUUGACUAGGGAACUAAGAAGGCUUUCUCUGGACUUUUCCAGGAAAACCAGCACCAAGUUUGAUUUUCACAAAGAAAACUUUUAG
Molecule: messenger RNA, 2337 nt
Organism: Gastrolobium bilobum
Lineage: Eukaryota; Viridiplantae; Streptophyta; Magnoliopsida; Fabales; Fabaceae
Product: respiratory burst oxidase homolog protein B-like
Exons: 12
Coding region: 16-2337 (773 amino acids)
Cellular component (GO): plasma membrane
Molecular function (GO): peroxidase activity; NAD(P)H oxidase H2O2-forming activity
Source: RefSeq, a predicted model, not a curated record